Messenger RNA from Daphnia carinata, 2368 nucleotides. RefSeq names its product transmembrane 9 superfamily member 4-like (gene TM9SF4). The record is from RefSeq and is a predicted model, not a curated record. Gene Ontology annotation, biological process: protein localization to membrane. The transcript is spliced from 8 exons. Gene Ontology annotation, cellular component: membrane. NCBI's taxonomy places the organism in Eukaryota, Metazoa, Arthropoda, Branchiopoda, Diplostraca, Daphniidae. Bases 302 to 2200 code for a protein of 632 amino acids.
CUUUAGCCAUUCUGUCAAAACUACGUUAAGUGCCGUGUCUGCUAGUUGAACUUGUCGAUUUGUCAUUAAAGUUGAACUUAAAAGUGAAUAUUUCCGAAAGCAGAGCGGCAGAUUAGCUGGUCGUUAUGGGAAAACUAUAGUCAGAGUUCAAGCUAUCUUAAUAAUUACAAAAAGAGCCAAUGUACAUGAAAAACUUCUCGGUAGAACGCAAAGAAGCUCGCCACGUCAUUGAAUAAGUGUGUUCACACCGGUCUGCUCAGUUGUUACAGCUUGCAGAAUUGUGAUCUGUUGCACAGUGAAAAUGUCCACGUAUUAUAUUAGCGCCUUCCUUAGAAUCUGUCUGCCCUUUAUUUUAUUUUCAUUAGUAAUUGGAAGAAGUGCUGGUUUCUACAUACCAGGAGUGGCCCCUGUCGAGUUCAAGAGUGGAGACAAAAUCGAAGUUAAAGCAAUCAAGUUAACUAGCACACACACCCAACUACCCUAUGCCUACUACAGUUUGCCCUUUUGUCGUCCCAAAAAUGACAAAUUUGAAUUCAAAUCCGAGAACUUGGGAGAAGUUCUGAGAGGAGACAGAAUUGUGAACACACCUUACGAAGUCAAGAUGUUGAAAGAUAUUAAAUGUAAGUUGUUGUGUCACAGUCCAGAAACCCCAAUGACAUGGGAAGAAUCCAUGGCCAAGGAUGUCAUUAACAAAGUUGAACAUGAAUACUUUGUUCACUUGUUGGUGGACAAUUUGCCCUGUGCAACCAGAGUGGUAACACAAGAGUCUGACAGUAUCCAAUAUGAGCAUGGUUACAGGCUUGGAUUCCUCCACAAUCAAAAUGUUGCCUUGAAUAAUCAUUUGAAAAUCAUUUUACAUUAUCAUAGUGAAGAUUCAGAAAACUAUCGAGUUGUAAGAUUCGAAGUUGAAACGCGCAGCGUGGCUCAUGAAGACAUCAAGUUCAAAGAAGAUUCAUGUGAAUUUUCUGACAAUGCUCGCCCACAGUACAUCAAUCGUGUGGGUAAAACGAAGUUGUUUUUCACCUAUUCGGUAGAGUGGAAACAAUCGGAUGUCAGAUGGGCUUCUCGUUGGGACUCUUAUUUGGCCAUGAGUGACGUACAAAUCCAUUGGUUCUCCAUCGUUAACUCGUUGAUCGUCGUGUUUUUCCUUUCGGGAAUUCUCACAAUGAUCAUCAUCCGAACUCUUCGGCGGGACAUUGCCAAGUACAACCAAGAUGACAGUAAUGAUGAAACGAUGGAGGAAUCUGGUUGGAAACUUGUCCAUGGAGAUGUGUUUCGCCCUCCGAGAUAUCCUAAACUCUUUGCUGCUGUAAUCGGCAGCGGUAUCCAAAUAUUCUGCAUGGCAGUUGUGAUUUUGUUUUUCGCCAUGCUCGGCAUGCUUUCGCCAGCAUCACGAGGAGCUCUGAUGACAGCUGCGAUCUUCUUGUACGUUUUUAUGGGGCUUAUAGCCGGAUAUCACUCCGGGCGACUUUACAAAACCAUGAAAGGCAAAGAAUGGAAGCGGGCUGCAUUCCUUACUGCCAUCCUUUAUCCUGGUUUUAUGUCAGCGAUGGGAUUUUUCCUCAACUGUUUCAUCUGGGGCAAGCACAGCAGUGGUGCUGUUCCGUUUACUACAAUGUUGAAGCUUUUAUGUCUCUGGCUAUUCGUUUGUUUCCCAUUGGUGUUCCUCGGUUAUUACUUUGGUUAUCGAAAGGCACCCUUUGAGCAACCUGUUAGGACCAACCAAAUUCCGAGACAAGUGCCAGAACAAGUUUGGUACAUGAAUCCCAUUCUUUGUUCUUUGAUGGCCGGAAUUCUUCCAUUUGGAGCCAUGUUUAUCGAACUGUUCUUCAUCUUUACCGCAAUUUGGGAGAAUCAGUUUUACUAUCUAUUUGGAUUCCUUUUCUUGGUUUUCAUCAUUUUGGCCAUCUCGUGUUCGCAAAUUGCCAUCGUCAUGGUUUAUUUUCAACUAUGUGGAGAGGAUUAUAAUUGGUGGUGGCGUAGUUUUAUAGUUUCCGGUGGAUCCGCCAUUUACGUAUUCGCGUAUGCAGUAUUCUACUUUGUAACGCAGUUGGAGAUAACUGAGUUUACGCCAACCCUUCUUUACUUUGGGUAUACUGCACUUAUGUGCUUCACGUUUUGGCUUUUAACAGGUACUAUCGGUUUCUAUGCUGCACAUUUUUUCGUGCGAAGAAUCUAUGCCGCAGUCAAAAUCGAUUAAUGCUACUUUUUUUUUGAGUUAUGGUACCAAAAACACAGACUUUCGAUUGAGUCAAUUUAAUAGAUGAAUACGUGGUACAUUGUAACAAAACGCAGAGCAUUCAAACUGUAGUGUCCAUUUUGUCCACUCCUUCGUCAAUCUCCAAUAAACGUGGUCCGUAAAGAAGUA